Messenger RNA from Acanthosepion pharaonis, 522 nucleotides. The record is from the annotation of a GenBank genome assembly. Lineage: Eukaryota; Metazoa; Mollusca; Cephalopoda; Sepiida; Sepiidae.
AUGACCAUAACUUACAAUGAUGAUGCAUUCCUAUAUAAAUCCUAUUCACUCGUUAUUUCUAUCUCCCACUGUCCCUCUUUUUUCUUCCUCUUUCCCUCUCUCUUUUCUCCCUUUUCCCCCACUCUCUUUUCUUCCUCUUUUCCUGUCUCUUUUCUUCCUCUUCUCCGCUCUUUCUUCUUCCUCUUUCCCUCUCUCUUUUCUCCCUUUUCCCCCACUCUCUUUUCUUCCUCUUUCCCUGUCUCUUUUCUUCCUCUUCUCCGCUCUUUCUUCUUCCUCUUUCCUCUCUCUCUUUUCUCCCUUUCCCCCCUCUUUUCUUCCUCUUUCCUCUCUUUUCCUCCUCUUCUCCUCUUUCUUCUUCCUCCCCCCCUCUUUUCUUUCUCCCUUUCCCCCCACUCUCUUUUCUUCCUCUUUCCCUUCUCUUUUCUUCCUCUUCUUCCUCUUUCUUCUUCUCUUUCCCUUUUUUCUCCUUUUCCCCCACUCUCUUUUCUUCCUCUUUCCCUCUCUCACCACCUAUCUUCCUGA